AUGAGCGGCGGCAAAGACGAGUACAGCGACAAAGCGCUUCUCAAAGUGCUUAAAACCAAAUCGGUGAACACAAUCGCAAUUUUCUCAAGAGGAGAAUAUUUCACAGUUUACGCGGAUGAUGCGAAGUUCGUCGCCACCAACAUUUUCAAAAGCGACGUUUGCGUCAAAACAUUCACCCUUUGUACUAACAACGCCCAACAAAUGAAGUACGUGUCGAUGAAUCGCGGCCAAUACGAGAAGGUGGUCCGCGAGACGAUCAUUCUGCUUCGGUGCAGUGUCGAAUUGUACGCAAUGGAGGAUGGCGAAUGGAAAUUGCAAAAAAGUGGCUCACCAGGAAAUACUGUCGAGUUUGAGCAGGAGGUCGGCGUCGCCGAUCAGGCGCCAGUUUUCGCGGUCCAUCUGAAUGUCGACGACGAGAAUAAUCGUGUGACGCUGUGCGCCUGGGAUGCCGGAACUGUGCGAAUCAUCAUCAGCGAAUUCAGCGACACGCCGAAUUUCAGCAUUGUCGAGCAAAGCGUGUUCGGCUUGUGCCCCAAUGAAUACAUUCUGGUGAACACCGACGCCAAUUCGCCAGCCGCCAAAAAGUUGGCGGCGGUUUUCGCCAAAAUGGAGGUGCACGUGAAGCCGCGCACAAUCGCCGAGUCGCUCAAGCCGAAAUCGGAUUGGUGCGACGUGCUGAAGUUGAUUCAUAAUGAUUCUAAAGAAUGUGCCGAAAAAAUUGGCGAAAACGCCAAAGAAUGCCUUCAAAUGCUUCACGCGAACACUGGCGAGGAGUACAGCGAUCUUGAGAGGUACAGUAUCCUGGAUUACGGUGCCCAUGGAAGCAUGCAACUGGAUUCAUGUGCAGUUGAAGCUUUAGAGCUAUUCCAGCUGAACUAUAAUUAUUUGGAGAAAUCCAACAAUUUGACACUUUUCAAUGUGCUCAAUAAGUGCAAAACGCUGCCCGGCGAGAAAUUGUUGCGUGAUUGGAUAUCGCGACCAUUGUGCCAAAUCGAGCAUAUCAAUGAGAGAUUGGAUGUUGUCGAGGCGCUCGUCGAGAAUUCGUCGGUUCGAUCGAAGCUCCGAGAUUCGAUUUUGGCGAGAAUGCCCGAUUGCUCGCAAUUGGCUCGACGAUUGAUGAGGAAAAUGAGCUUGCAGGAUUUGAACCGGUUUUAUCAGGCUACGAGUCUCCUUGAAGCUGUUGAAAUGCAGCUCAACGAGCUCGCUGAGAUGAGCGACGCCAAAUUUGCGAGAUCCGUUGAUCGACUUUUAAGGAAAGACAUCCAAAAGAUUCUGAAGAGCGUCGAACGAUUCCAAAUUCUUUGCGACGAAUUUUUCGAUUUUGAAUAUGAGAAAGAGACGAAGGAGAUUCGCGUUCGCGUCGAUUUCGUCGACGAGAUUCAGGAGAUUCGCGAGAAGUUGGAUCAUGUCGAGAGUUUGGCGCAGAAGUUGAGGAAAAAGUUCUCGUCGAAAUUUGACAUUGAUGGGCUGAAAGUUGACAAAAAUUCGACGUAUGGCUAUCAUUUUCGAAUCACUUUAAAGGAAGAGAAAAAUUUGAGAAAAGCGAAUGUGACAAUUUUGGAGACGACAAAAGCUGGCGGCGUGCGAUUUACUGUUGAUGAGCUGUCGAAUUUGAACGAAGAUUUUCUCGAUUUGCACUCGAAAUACGCGAAAGCCGAAGAGGAUGUGAUUGGAAUGUUGUUUGAGAAGGCUCAAGAAUUCGUUGGGCUCAUUCCGCUCAUUGCGCAACUCGCCGCCGCGCUUGACGUGUUCGUCGCGUUGGCGACGUUCGCCACAACGUCGUCGAGAAUCUUCACACGACCCGAACUUCUGCCAAUGGGCUCGCGUCGGAUGAAGCUCGUCCAAUGCCGGCAUCCCGUCAUCGAAGCCACUAGCGAGAAGCCGUUCAUUCCCAACGACGUUGUGUUUGACAGCAAUCGUUUGAUGAUUUUGACCGGCGCCAAUAUGGGAGGCAAGUCGACGUAUCUUCGAUCGGCGGCCUUGUCAAUUCUGAUGGCUCAAAUUGGAGCAUUUGUACCGUGCGAGAGCGCUCAAAUCUCGAUCGUCGACGGGAUUUUCACAAGAGUUGGCGCUUCCGACAAACAAUCGCGCGGAAUCUCGACGUUCAUGGCGGAGAUGCUCGACUGCGCCGCGAUAUUGCAGCGCGCCACCGCCAACUCGUUCGUCGUCGUUGAUGAGCUUGGACGCGGCACGUCGACAUUCGAUGGAUUCGGAAUCGCGUCGGCCAUCGCCAGGGACCUGCUGAAUCGCGUCGAAUGCUUGUGCAUUUUCGCCACCCAUUUUCACGAGAUGGGCGAAUUGGCGAAAGAGGACGGAUGCAACGCGCUUCAGAUGGGCGUUCGAAUCGAGAACGGCGAGAUCCACAUGUUGUACAGAGUGCUCGACGGCGUCGCGCAAUGCUCGUUCGGGCUGCAAGUCGCCAAAAUGGUGGGAUUGAACGAGAACGUCAUCGAGAACGCCGGCGAGAUUCUCAAGAGUCUCGAGACCACGAAGACGAUGAUCGAUGAGCGCAAGAAGCGCGAGAUUCUGUGCUCCGACAAUAUUCGAGAGGCGAUUUUGAAUGUUGUGUCAUUUUGA
Molecule: messenger RNA, 2577 nt
Organism: Caenorhabditis bovis
Lineage: Eukaryota; Metazoa; Nematoda; Chromadorea; Rhabditida; Rhabditidae
Source: the annotation of a GenBank genome assembly